Messenger RNA from Colius striatus (speckled mousebird), 7253 nucleotides. RefSeq names its product SH3 and multiple ankyrin repeat domains 3 (gene SHANK3). The record is from RefSeq and is a predicted model, not a curated record. The transcript is spliced from 23 exons. Gene Ontology annotation, molecular function: synaptic receptor adaptor activity; ionotropic glutamate receptor binding. Lineage: Eukaryota; Metazoa; Chordata; Aves; Coliiformes; Coliidae. Bases 188 to 5179 code for a protein of 1663 amino acids. Gene Ontology annotation, cellular component: postsynaptic membrane; postsynaptic density; dendritic spine.
GGUUUCCUGUAGGCUCCGGCUUGGCGGGCGCAGGAGCCAGAGCAGCGUGUGCGGGAGCGGGCGCCCGGUGGCAGGUUGAUGAAGAGGGAGUGCUGUGACCCCGUGCCUGUGACAGUCAUUUCAGGGCCCCGGCGCGGGCUGUGAGCGCGGCCCGCGGUGCCGGCCGCCCCGCCGCGCCGCACGGAGCAUGCCUCUGAGCCCCGCCGGCAGCCAGCAUGACAGCCCGGAGUCGCCGCCGCCGGAGCGACAGCCCCGCGCCGCCGCCGGGGAGCCGGGCGCCGGCCUGCGGGAGGAGACGCGGCUCGACCCGGCCCGGGGCGCCGCCGGGCCCCGCUCCCCCAAGCUGGCGGCCCCGGCGCGCAUGGAGGAGCCCGCGCCCGGCGCCAUCGUCGUCCGCAUCGGCAUCCCCGACCUCCAGCAGACGAAGUGUCUGCGGCUGAAUCCGGACGUUCCCGUGUGGGUGUCCAAGCAGCGCAUCCUCUGCACGUUGAACCACAGCCUGAAGGAUGUUCUCAACUACGGGCUCUUCCAGCCAGCCUUCAACGGCAGGGCUGGCAAGUUCCUGGAUGAGGAGCGCCUGCUGAGGGAGUACCCCCUCAAUCCAGACACUCCUGUCCCCUACUUGGAGUUCCGGUACAAGCGGCGUGUGUACACCCAGGCCCUGCUGGACGACAAGCAGUUUGCCAAGCUCCACACAAAGGCAAACCUGAAGAAGUUCAUGGAGUACGUGCAGAUGCUGAACGUGGAGAAGGUCUGCAGGCUGCUGGAGAAGGGACUGGACCCCAACUUCCAUGACCCAGACACCGGAGAGUGUCCGCUGACGGCAGCAGCGCAGCUGGAGCUCAGCAGUGAGAUGAUCAAGGCUCUGCGCAACGGGGGAGCUCACCUGGACUUCCGCACGCGCGAGGGGAUGACGGCUCUGCACCGCGCCGUGCGCUGCCGCAACCACGCCGCGCUCACGACGCUGCUGGACCUGGGUGCGUCCCCGGACUACAAGGACAGCCGUGGUCUGACGCCCCUGUACCACAGCGCCAUGGUGGGGGGGGACCCCUACUGCUGCGAGCUGCUGCUGCACGACUACGCCCGGCUCGGCUGCGUGGAUGAGAACGGCUGGCAGGAGAUCCAUCAGGCGUGUCGCUACGGCCACGUCCAGCACCUGGAGCACCUCCUGUUCUACGGGGCCGACAUGACUGCACAGAAUGCCUCAGGAAACACUGCUCUCCAUAUCUGUGCUCUCUACAACCAGGAGAGCUGCGCUCGGGUUCUCCUCUUCCGCGGUGCCAGCAAAGAGAUUCGCAACUACAACAGCCAGACAGCGUUCCAGGUGGCCAUCAUUGCAGGAAAUUUUGAAUUGGCUGAAAUCAUCAAAACCCACAAAGAGUCUGAUGUUGUGCCUUUCAGAGAAACCCCCAGCUACACCAAGCGCAGACGCAUCCUGGGCGCCGGCGGCCUCUCCACGCCGCGCGUGCUGCAGCGCUCGGCCAGCGACAACAACCUGAAGGCGGAGAGCCGGGCGUCGUACUCGCCGGUGCCCUCGCUGCGCAGCCUGCCCCCGCAGCUGCUGGCACAGAUGCAGGAGGCGGCCGCAGGGGCCGCGGCAGGCGACGGCGGCCUGGCCGGCUCCGGCAGCGCCCGCGGCGCCCACAGCCGCUCCCCGUCCCUGCAGCGGGUGCAGGAGGAGAAGGAGGCCGACCUGCCCACGCUCCGGAGGAGCAGCCGUGGCAAGGCCAGCCCCGGCGGCCCGGCGGGGCCCCCCGGCCCCGGCGCCGAGCCCGCGCCGCACGCCGCGCCCGCCCCGCUGCGCGGGCCCAAGCGGAAGCUGUACAGCGCCGUGCCCGGCCGCAAGUUCAUCGUGGUGAAGAGCUACGCGCCGCAGGGCGACGGCGAGAUCCAGCUCAACCGGGGCGAAGCCGUCAAGGUGCUGAGCAUCGGCGAAGGCGGCUUCUGGGAGGGCACGGUGAAGGGAAGGACCGGCUGGUUCCCGGCAGAAUGCGUGGAGGAGGUGCAGAUGCGGCAGUACGACCCUCGGCAAGAAACCAGAGAAGACAGAACAAAGCGUCUGUUCCGACACUAUACUGUGGGCUCCUACGACAACUUCACCUCUCACAGUGACUACAUCAUCGAGGAGAAGACGGCCGUGCUGCAGAAGAGGGAGCAUGAGGGAUUCGGGUUUGUGUUGCGAGGGGCCAAAGCCGAGACCCCAAUCGAGGAGUUCACGCCAACGCCAGCCUUCCCAGCGCUGCAGUACCUGGAGUCCGUGGAUGUGGAGGGAGUUGCCUGGCGAGCUGGGCUGCGCACGGGGGACUUUCUGAUCGAGGUGAAUGGUGUCAACGUGGUGAAGGUGGGGCACAAGCAGGUGGUCUCCUUGAUCCGGCAGGGGGGGAACCACCUGGUGAUGAAAGUUGUCUCCGUCAGCCGCAAGCCAGAAUCGGAAGAAGUCGUCCGGAAGAAGGCUCCGCCGCCUCCCAAGAGAGCGCCCAGCACCACCCUGACGCUGCGAUCCAAGUCCAUGACGGCCGAGCUGGAGGAGCUGGAGAAGCUGGAUGAGAUCUUGGCAGCAGCAGAGCCGGUGCUCAGAGCAGACCUUGUCGAGGCGGAUUCUCGCGCAGCCACUGUGAAGCAACGACCGACGAGCCGGCGCAUCACGCCAGCAGAGAUCAGUUCGCUGUUCGAGCGCCAGGGCAUGGCCACGCACUCGGGGGUCCUGGCGGGCGCCGACAAGCCCCACGUGUCCCUGCGCAAAGGAAUCCCACGGACCAAGUCUGUAGGUGAAGACGAGAAACUCGCAGCUUCUUUGCUGGACGGGAAGUUUCCCCGGAGCACGUCGAUGCAAGACACCGUUAGGGAAGGACACGGGAUUCCACCCCCGCCCCAAACAGCCCCUCCCCCGCCUCCUUCUCCAUAUUACUUCGACACAGGCCCCCCUCCAUCCUUCUCGCCCCCUCCGCCCCCGGGAAGAGCCUACGACACCAUAAGGUCGAGCUUUAAGCCGAGCCUGGAGGCGAAGCUGCACGGGCUGCCGCAGGUCAUCAGCGCGGCCGAGAUGUACGACCAGGCCAGGACUUCCAUCCCUUACCCCGAAAGGCAGAAGAGGGCCCGCUCCAUGAUAAUCCUGCAGGACUCCUCCCACCUUCCCGUGGAGCCCACGGAGAUCCCCCGGCCCGGCCCGUCCGCGACCCCUCCGGAGAAGCUGAAGAGGAAGGGGAGGGUGAUCGACAACCCCUACGCCAACAUGGGCCAGUUCAACGUCAGCCUGUUCGCUCCCACCAAGCCGCAGAGGAAGAAGAGCCCCCUGGUGAAGCAGCUGCAAGUGGAGGACGCUCAGGAGAGAGCGGCGCUGGCCAUCACGGGGGGCUUCACCAGGGAGCCGUCCCCCACGCGCAGGAGCCAUCGCCUGAGCGGGGUGGAGUAUCAGCACCACGCCGGCAUCGCUCAGGUGGAAGCAACGAGCAUCCCCUUCGCCACCGCCAUCGCCGGGGUCAUGAAGGACAGAGACCGUCGUCUGGACGAGAGGCGGAAAUCCACCGUCUUCCUGUCGGUCGGGGCCAUCGAGGGCAGCCCCCCCAGCAGCGACAUGCCGUCCCUGCAGCAGUCCAGGUCCAUCGACGAGCGGCUCUUGGGAAGCCGAGACGUGCUGCUGCCUUCCCCCGUCUCAGCUUUAAAGCCAUUAAUCAGCAGCUCGUCCUCAACCUUCAUCCACCCCCUGACGGGAAAGCCCCUGGACCCGAACUCGCCCCUGGCGCUUGCGCUGGCCGCAAGGGAACGGGCCCUCUCCAGUCAAGUCCCGUCCCGGUCGCCCACCCCGAUCCACAGCCCGGACUCGGACAGAGCAGCACCCCUGUUUGUGGACAUCCAAACCAAAGAACCGGAGAGGGGGGAGUUGGAGGGCUUGGUGUCCCCCGCGUACUCGCCCGGAGGCAAAGGGGCCGUCGGAACCGACUCGGGGGCUCUGGCCCCCGCCAAGAGCCCGUGGGGGACCCCGUCCACGCUGAGGAAAGACACCGAGGCGAGGGCAGAAGCGCCCGGGAAGGAGGAGAAGAAACAAGAAGACAAGAAGUCCAUGAUUAUCAGCAUAGUGGAUACGUCGCAGCAGAAGACCGCCGGGCUCAUCAUGGUUCACGCCACAAGCAAUGGCCAAGACGAGAUCGGACUCGAGGUAAAAGAGGAGAAGGCGGCCGUCCCCGAGGCGUGCACCGAGCCGGCCGAGGCCCCCGCGGCAGAGCCGCAGCCCAGCCCCGCGGCGAAGCCCCCGGUCAGCCCGGCCUCUGACAAGACGCUGGGGCAGGGGAGCUCGGAGGAAGAAGUGGAGCCCUACGCCGUCACCCUCCCGCCGGCUCAGUUGUCUUCGAGCGACGAAGAGACCAGGGAGGAGCUGGCCAAGAUUGGGCUGGUGCCUCCACCAGAUGAGUUUGCCAACGGGGUGCUGGUGACCACCCCCGGCACCCCGGUCAGCCACCUGGCUACGCCCAGCACGCCAUCCGUACCGGCGGCAGCGGUAGCACCUUCUGCCGCCGGCGGAACACCCUCAGGGAAGCCCUCUGACGCCCCCGUAGCCCCAGAGUCUGCUGCAGACUCGGGAGUGGAAGAGGUGGACACCAGAAGUUCAAGCGACCAUCACCUGGAGACCACAAGCACCAUCUCGACGGUCUCCAGCAUGUCGACGUUGUCCUCGGAGAGCGGGGAGCCCACCGACACCUACACUUCCUUUGCGGAUGGACAAACUUUUAUACUCGAGAAGCCACCAGUGCCUCCAAAGCCAAAACUCAAGUCCCAGCUCAGCAAGGGGCCAGUUACUUUCAGGGACCCACUUUUGAAGCAGUCUUCGGACAGCGAGCUCAUCUCCCAGCAACAUGCGGCCACUCUGGCGUCUGCCAGCAUUGGCCGGCCACGCUACCUCUUUCAGAGAAGGUCCAAGCUAUGGGGGGACCCCAUGGAGAGCAGGCCCGUCCAUGGGGCUGACGACGACAAGCCAACUGUGAUCAGUGAGCUAAGUUCCCGACUACAGCAGCUGAACAAGGACACGCGGUCCCUGGGGGAGGAACCGGCCGGCUCCGCGUUGGAUCCCGGGAAGAAGUCGCCGGUGGUCGCGGCACGGAAGGGAGCUGUAAAUAGAGUGUUCAGUGAUGUCAGCCAGCCUCCCUCGCUGGGAACGCUCCUCUCUUGUGUGGAACCGCUGUGAAUUCAGACAGCAACCGAAAGGAGCUGUUAGGUAAGCUCAGAGCACCCCUCCCAGGGCAUGUGUGUCCAGUCCUGGGCCUUUCCUGAGAACAGGAUUACCCAGACCCCCACACCACACACCCCUAAGUCCUGCAGUGCCCUGCAGGCUGUCCCACUGCCCACAGGCAUCCCUGAGGGGCUGCACCCCCUGCCCAGGCUUUGUGACAACCCCCUUGCCCAGGUUUUGUGGCAGCCCCCUGCCCAGACUUUGUGGCAGCCCCCUCACCCAAGCUUCAUGGCAGCCCCCUGCCCAGGCUUUGUGGCAGCCCCCUGCCCAGGCUUUGUGACAACCCCCCUGCCCAGGCUUUGUGACAGCCCCCUGCCCAGGCUUUGUGACAGCCCCUUGCCCAGACUUUGUGGCAGCCCCCUGCCCAGACUUUGUGGCAGCCCCCUCGCCCAAGCUUCAUGGCAGCCCCUUGCCCAGGCUUUGUGGCAGCCCCUUGCCCAGCUUUUGUGGCAGCCCAUUGCCCAGGCUUUGUGGCAGCCCCUUGCCCAGGCUUUCUGGCAGCCCCCUGCCCAGGUUUUGUGGCAACCCCUUGCCCAGGCUUUGUGGCAGCCCCUUGCCCAGGCUUUGUGGCAGCCCCCUACCCAGGUUUUGUGGCAGCCCAUUGCCCAGGCUUUGUGGCAGCCCCUUGCCCAGGCUUUGUGGCAGCCCCCUGCCCAGGCUUUGUGGCAGCCCCCUACCCAGGUUUUGUGGCACCCCCUGCCCAGGCUUUGUGACAACCCCCUUGCCCAGGCUUUGUGGCAGCCCAUUGCCCAGGCUUUGUGGCAACCUCUUACCCAGGUUUUGUGGCAGCCCCCUGCCUAGGUUUUGUGGCAGCCCCUUGCUCAGGCUUUGUGGCAGCCCCUUGCCCAGGUUUUGUGGCAGCCCCCUACCCAGGUUUUGUGGCAGCCCCCUGCCCAGGUUUUGUGGCAGCCCCUUGCCCAGACUUUGUGGCAGCCCCCUCACCCAAGCUUCAUGGCAGCCCCCUGCCCAGGCUUUGUGGCAGCCCCCUGCCCAGGCUUUGUGACAACCCCCCUGCCCAGGCUUUGUGGCAGCCCCUUGCCCAGGCUUUGUGACAGCCCCCUGCCCAGGCUUUGUGACAGCCCCUUGCCCAGGCUUUGUGGCAGCCCCUUGCCCAGGUUUUGUGGCAACCCCUUGCCCACGCUUUGUGGCAGCCCCCUGCUCAGACUUUGUGGCAGCCCCCUGCCCAGACUUUGUGGCAGCCCCCUCGCCCAAGCUUCAUGGCAGCCCCUUGCCCAGGCUUUGUGGCAGCCCCUUGCCCAGCUUUUGUGGCAGCCCAUUGCCCAGGCUUUGUGGCAGCCCCUUGCCCAGUCUUUCUGGCAGCCCCCUGCCCAGGUUUUGUGGCAACCCCUUGCCCAGGCUUUGUGGCAGCCCCCUACCCAGGUUUUGUGGCAGCCCAUUGCCCAGGCUUUGUGGCAGCCCCUUGCCCAGGCUUUGUGGCAGCCCCCUGCCCAGGCUUUGUGGCAGCCCCUUGCUCAGGCUUUGUGGCAGCCCCCUACCCAGGUUUUGUGGCAGCCCCCUGCCUAGGUUUUGUGGCACCCCCUGCCCAGGCUUUGUGACAACCCCCUUGCCCAGGCUUUGUGGCAGCCCAUUGCCCAGGCUUUGUGGCAACCUCUUACCCAGGUUUUGUGGCAGCCCCCUGCCUAGGUUUUGUGGCAGCCCCUUGCUCAGGCUUUGUGGCAGCCCCUUGCCCAGGUUUUGUGGCAGCCCCCUACCCAGGUUUUGUGGCAGCCCCCUGCCCAGGUUUUGUGGCAGCCCCUUGCCCAGGUUUUGUGGCAGCCCCCCUGCCCAGACUUUGUGGCAGCCCCCUCACCCAAGCUUCAUGGCAGCCCCCUGCCCAGGCUUUGUGGCAGCCCCCUCGCCCAAGCUUCAUGGCAGCCCCCUGCCCAGGUUUUGUGGCAGCCCCUUGCCCAGGCUUUGUGGCAGCCCCCCGCCCCGGUGUUGUGGCAGAUCCCUUUGCCCAGACUUCAUGGCAGAGCCCCCUCGAGCCCCUCCACAGGCCCAUGGAGCCCUAAAGGGCUGUGCCCUGCCU